This is a messenger RNA of Planococcus citri (citrus mealybug), 1487 nucleotides long. Its product is annotated as cuticle protein 8-like. The transcript is spliced from 3 exons. Gene Ontology annotation, cellular component: extracellular matrix. The record is from RefSeq and is a predicted model, not a curated record. The coding region runs from base 362 to 1219 and encodes 285 amino acids. Lineage: Eukaryota; Metazoa; Arthropoda; Insecta; Hemiptera; Pseudococcidae.
AGCCAUCCGAAGCAGAUGGCAUAGAUUUUAUGCCAUAACAAACACGAAUUUUCUAUCAUCGCGACGUUAUUACCUAUAAACAACAGUGCUGGAAUCGAAUACUAUUUAAAAAGUAUUAUAUAACCAAAUCAAAUGAAUAUUGUUGAGGAAAAAUGAUUUUGUUUAAAUAGACGAUACUGUUACGGAGCGACACUAGAAAGAGUUUCGACAGGUUAUCAAACGUUCAUUUUUGUGAUAGGUAGUGAAUAAUUUUAAUAUGUAUUUAACCGGCUAAUUUAUUGCGCGUGCUUUAAACAUGAUAGUCGCCGGUUUGAUGUUGUUCGACUAAUUAAUGCUGUACCUCCAGGAUUGUUGAUAUAUAAUGUUUUCCCAGCGUAUGAAUCAAGUGCCAUGGUUCUGCGUAAUCAUCAUCGCUUCACAGUUAAUCGAGCAACGUCGCUGCAUCCAGAACGGUUACGGAUUUACGUACAGUACAUUCACUGGUCCGGUAUCUGGGCAAGUCGAAGAAAUAGUAGUUCCAGUCUAUGGAGAUGAUGCUAAUAAGGAUGCAGAAUCAUUGCCACCGUCUAGAGUCGAUUAUGUGGCAAAACCAGAUUACACUUUUUCUUACGGAGUCGAAGAUCCCAAUACUGGAAAUAGUCAAGCUCACUACGAAACUCGAGACGGCGACGUGGUACAUGGUCAAUACAGUUUGGUCGAACCGGACGGAUCUUUGAGAAAAGUCACCUACACGGCUGAUCCUGUCAAUGGGUUCCAGGCUAAAGUAGAAUUCAUUCCACCGAUCGGAGCACAGACUGGAUCUGAGGAAUACUCAAAUCCUUUCGAAUCCAUCAACGAGACUCCCAAUUACGACGAUAGUCCAGCACCAAAUAGUCAAUUUAGUUCGGAAAACUACAACGAUUACCCAUCUAUUCCUCAAACUCAAAAUUACCAGAAUAACGAACAACCCGAUUACGAGAAUCCGAAUCCGGAAUCUUACCCUAUACCAUCGGGUCGUGAAGUUGAAGAAAUGACUAACUCGGUUCGAUCGCAAGACUCUUCGGAUAAUUCCGAAAAUAACGAAGCUCCAGCUCCUCUCCUCAAUUACUUCGAUCAUCCGGCCAAUUUUGCGGAUAAAAUUAACGAAGAAUUAUUCGAUCAUUUACCCCCACUACCACCGCUACCCGAACUAGACGAGAUAAAUAAUUACGCGAAUGGUGAAUUUGAAGAGAAAAAAUGAUAAGAAUUUUUUAAGUUUUCAUUCUUUCAUUGUUGUAUGCUUCGAUGUGAACUCAAAUAUCCCCAAGGAAGCAAUUUUUCUAUUAGGUAUGCCAUUUUUAUUGCUUGUCAAGUUCAAUUUUUAAAGUCAUUGUUGUACAUGUGUAUAUUUGUAUAAAAAAAACUUUCUUUGUACAUCUUUUAAUUUCUGUUUAAAUAAGAUAGGUACCUAUCUAUAGAAAUUUUGCCAUUUUUAUUCUACUUACUUAAAUCGUAACUUUUUUUUUUUU